AUGAGUCACCGCGGCAAGAAACCGUCCCACCCGGGUCAUCGAAGACGGACUGAAGCAGACGACAGCGUGAUGCCAUCAAUGGUUCCUCCGCCAACCGUAGACUUCAGUAUGGUAGACUCGGCUGCAGUGAGCAAUGGGGCAGUGAAUAGCCUGGGCUUCUCCAUUCCCAUACUGAGCAGUAGGCAGGCUGACAUGAGGGAAGGAUUGGACAACAUCACAUCUCGUCUCAACAGGACAUUGAGUCAGUAUGACAAUGUCUACAAGGAGGAUGAGGUAAGUUGGAGCAUUAAUUUUUUUUUGAAAAAGACGAGCGUUGAAGAAGAGAAACGUAAAUUUCAGACUCGAUACGAGACUAUAACCGCAAGAGUGGAUACAAUGGAACGGGAACGAGCCGAGUUACUGAACUCAAUGGCAGAGCCCAAAGACACUACCUCGACAGAGCAAUCAGCACAGUCGCUCAGAGACCAGAUGCUGAACACUAAGAUGGAUUUCAAGAAGUUAGAGAAGAUUAACAAUGAGAAAGAUCGUCUCGUCAGUCAAGGUCAAGACACUGGACUUAUCCAAGAGGAGUCGUCCAGGCUGCAGAUGAAAGUUGUGCAAAAGUUUAAAAAGAUGUAUGAAUCUAAGAAGUUGUCUGCAACUCGACGAACAUUUGGCGACCAUUGGAAACACGCAUCCGACGAAAUUGUCGUGCUACUUCGACGCAUUAGAUCUGAAGGCACUGGUUCUAUCGAGGCAUUGGGAGAGCAGCUUGAGAAAGCUGCCAACGCGAUCCAAAGACAGGCUGAAGAGAUGAUCAGACUUGAAGGACGAAUCCGCGAAAAGGAGCAGAUGGUGGAGAAAUGGUCACAGGAGAAUGCCAAGCUAACCAACGACAAUCUACUCUUGAACUCCGAGAAGGACAAAUGCCGAGAUAUCAUCAAGAAAUUGAAAAAGGCUCUGAUUGAGGAGCGACGUAAGAAAGGCACUCCUACUAUACCAGAUGAUGUGGAUGCACAAAAGAUACCAAGGAGAAUGCCAGUUGUCCCCACCAGGCAAGAAACAAAUCAACGCAGGAACAGGCAAUUACAGGGCAGAGACCAGGAGAGAGACACAGGCAUGUUGUGCCAAGAUUGCUGCCGAGAUCUCGACCGUAGCGUCCAGGAGGCUGAACCGUCUCAACCUGGUGACUCUCAGGCAGUCGAGUCUGGACUAGUACCCAGUGAUGAGGAAGAACACGGGAGCUACUUGCCAUCGUCUGAAGUGAUAGUGCUGGAGGAAGAAAAUGAGUGGUUGACGGCAAAGGCGUCCCGGUUGGAACAAACGUUGGUUGAAAAGGAAAUGCAAAUGAUGAAACUGGAGUUGCAGUUAUCUGAAGUAAUGGACGCCGUCAAAAAAUCCUCUCCCCAAAUAAUCAAAAGGCUCUCAAUGACUGACCCAGUAGACUUCCGGAAUCUCGGUUUAGCCAGAGAUGCUAACCUCAAAACGACACGUCCAGCUCGGAUCACAGAACAUACACCCUCGACACAAGAUAUCACAUCUUUAAACCAGACAACGAGUGCCUCUCGCAACACCAAAAACCUACAAGUUCCGCGUGGCCAGAAAACAUCUUCGAAAAAGAGCGCCAAAAAGCGAGCAGCAUCUAAUAGCGUGAAGGAUGAAACACCCAUCGCCAACCAGUCCAGCCAGACUAGUCUCGGACACAAGGAGGAGAUCUCACGACUCACUGAGCAGCGGGAUAAACUCCAGGAUGACCUCACUACCAUGAAAGGUCAACUGAUGAGGGCGCAACGAGACUUGAUAUCGGUGAAAUAUGCUUCGACUGUGCCUGGCAAAAUGGGAUCGGAAACAUCAGAGUUGGAGAACCAGACUGGGCAGCCUAGUAGCGAUUCUUUAUCUCAGACUUCUACCACACCGGAAACCAUCUCAACGCCAAGGAAACCAACCGUGGUAAAGUACGACGACGAGUUCCAGGCCUACGCAGAGCUGAUGCAGGCCAACAAGGACACUCGACCCUCGCAAACAUUGAGCAGGCCUCGUAGGCAAUCUAAGGGAGGACAUGAAGCGACGCAACAGGACCAGGUGGUUGCAGAGGUGGGAUCGCAGAUGGUAGAAAACGAGCAUGUCCAUAUGGAGGAAUUUGUGACAUUUGAUCAGGGGAUGCAGACAGAUCCAAUGAUGGACCCACUGGGUCAGUGGUCAAAUGUACCAUUGCUCAAGAAACGUCGGAAAUCUUCACAGCUACCCAGUCUGGUAACUGGAACCGCUCCUACUGAUACAGAUACUCCUACAGAUCAGGCGCCUGAUGCUAAGCCUCCAGCUGAUUGGACACAGUUUGACCCCACAGGGCCGUACACACCAGCAAUGGACAGCAAGAGGGCGAGUAUAUCGCACCAGAUGAAAGCGGGUCAGAUGCCGACCAAGCUUGAUGCAGAUGGUAUUGUUAGCUAUGUGGAAAGAGAGCUUGGUCGCAUCAUCCAGGGCAUCACCGGAUACACAGACUACCUUAAACGACUCAUACAGAGAGAGGUUACUGAUAUGAUGAAUAUAAACAUUGCAAUUCGUAAGCAGUUAUCAGAAACGACACUCCAAAAACUGGAUCAGGGAACAUUCGAGAGCAUCCCCCCAUCAGCGGAUACAGGUAGGAGAAGCAGAGGAUUGGCAACUCCCAUCCGUAGAGGGCGCUUUGAAAUAAUUAAGGACAAGAACCAGUCCUCUAGGUUUGCCACCAAGAAUGCAUUUGCAACCAUUCAACCUGCAGGGCGAAGAUUUAUGCAUGCGGCAUCUCCUGAACAGCAAUGGAACUUUCAAACUAGAACACAUACUCCUGUGUUUGCUGACCAGGUAGGUUUGUGGAAUACCUUUGCUCGAGAUCACAUCAUGGCUGCGGACGAGGCAGCCAUGGAGAGACUCCUCCCUGGCCCUAGCGACUCCCUCUGCACCAGGCUACAGAAACAGAUUGAGAUGAUCGGACAGCAUUCUAUCGAUGUACUCAGAGGGACUACAGUAUUCUUCAGAGAGACUGUAACACAACAGAUGGAGGAAUAUAGUGUACUGCACAACACUUUUGGCAUACGACAAGAAGUCAGAGUUUUAAUGACACCAACACCAACCCCAACAAACACCCUCAAGGCAUUACAGCAGGAUCUCGAGGCCGAGAGAGAUCAACCAAAAGCUGACAACAAACCCUUGCCGUUAAAACUCACACGCUCAACAUCUCACAAUAGCUUCCUGGAGCAACGAAAUGUGAAUUACGGUCAGCCCCAGAAGAAGCAAAUACAUGUACACAUAGACCAUGACUUCCCAAGGCAGGCUGUAGAUCUACAUCUACCUAUGGCAACACAAUCGCUCAACUCAAUCCAGAGUUCCCAUCGCUACCUGCCUCCCCUAACUGGAUAUGAAAACCAGAAACCCCGUAAUCGGGAUGAGAUGCACAUACCCAAAGCCACACUGCCUAGACGAGGGCUGGUCACUCUGCAGGUCAAGGAAGCUGCUACUACAAUGGGACAAUCAAAAGUCGAUUCAAAGCGUCGAUGCCGACCCGUUGCCGUUUCCCACCGUGGCCUUCAAUCUCAUCAAAGAGAACUGAUGGGUAGACUUGGGAAGAAACCAGACGGGGAUGAUAACCAGGAGGCUGGGCAGCCACUUACAACCAUCUUGGAGUUCAAACGUCAACUCUUCCAAACUCAGGAAGAACAACCUUCCAAGACGUCCGACCACACCAAAAUACUCGAUCCGACCGAGCUGGAUGCCGAACCUGGCAAAUUUCUUCCACCGCUGGAAAAUGAGAGACGUCGUGUGAUUAUCCAAGCUCAAGACAAGCUCCGUGGUCCAAUGCAACAUCAUGUACAAGCUAAAUACGUUGGGUUUCAGUCAGAUGGGCAAGAAUAA
Molecule: messenger RNA, 3870 nt
Organism: Asterias rubens (European starfish)
Lineage: Eukaryota; Metazoa; Echinodermata; Asteroidea; Forcipulatida; Asteriidae
Exons: 29
Coding region: 1-3870 (1289 amino acids)
Source: RefSeq, a predicted model, not a curated record